AUGUACUGGAGCGCUCUCACCGUCGGCGCCCUUUGGGGCCAGUUUGCCUCUGCGCAAAACAUGCUUCGCUUUGGCUGCUCGCAGCUCACCAUCGAACGCGCUGAUCCUUUGGUCUCGCCUGGAGCAAGCCCCGCGCCGCACACGCAUCAAAUCAUAGGAGGAAACUCGUUCAAUCUUACGAUGGAACCAGCCGUAUACGACCCGCCGGGCCUGUCAACCUGCACAACGUGCACCUACUCCGAGGACUUCAGCAACUACUGGACGGCGUCGCUCUACUUCAAGUCGCCCGAAAACGGCACCUUCCAGCGCGUGCCGCAGUUCGCCAACUUCGGGCUGCAGCAGGACGGCGGCAUGACCGUGUACUACAUGCCGUACAGCGCGAAGAACGGCAAGAUGACGGCCUUCAAGCCGGGCUUCCGCAUGAUCGCCGGCGACCCCACCAACAAGGAGAACAAGUACAAGUCCUCCAUCUGCCACCGCUGCCUCGGCAACGGCGAGGGGUUCGCCCCCUGCGACGCCAAGGACACGGGCGAGCUGCCGACCAAGUACUGCCCCGGUGGCAUCCGCGCCACGGUGAUCUUCCCGUCGUGCUGGGAUGGCAAGAACCUCGACUCCCCGGAUCACAAGUCGCACGUGGUGUACUCGAAUGGAGGGGGGCUCGGCAGCCCGAACUGCCCCGCGACGCACCCUGUUUCUAUUCCGCAGGUCAUGUACGAGAUUAUGUGGGAUACGGGGAGGUACUCGAACACGGCUUGGUAUGGGAAUGGAAAGCAGCCGUUUGUCUACAGUUUUGGCGAUGGAACCGGAUACGGCCAGCACGGCGACUACCUUUUCGGAUGGAAGGACGACUCCCUGCAAAAGGCCAUGGACGCCCUGCCCAGCGGAAGGUGCGCCAACGCGAACUGUGGGGUUCUUAAGAUACAGUCGGCUGCGGACGCGAUGAAGUGCAAGAAAGCGCAGCAGGUCGUUGAGGAUGUUGGGAAGGACGGGCAGUGGAUUACUUCGCUCCCGGGAGGUGUGGAGGUUACGUACUAG
Molecule: messenger RNA, 1035 nt
Organism: Hypoxylon fragiforme
Lineage: Eukaryota; Fungi; Ascomycota; Sordariomycetes; Xylariales; Hypoxylaceae
Exons: 3
Coding region: 1-1035 (344 amino acids)
Source: RefSeq, a predicted model, not a curated record